AUGACACCUUUAAUCAAGCUACUUCUUUCAACAAGUCUUUUCCUAGCGGGAUUAGAUUUCGCUUAUGCAGCCUGUGAGCCGGAGAUAUCCUAUCCUGUGCCCAAUUAUGGGAAGGAUACUCUGAGAGAGCCCUUGCGUGAAAUUACCAAGAAUCUCGACAGCCUCAUCAAUGCCGGAGAGUUUGCGCAAACGUCCUUUUCGUUGGAGAUUUCGUCGUCAAGAAAAACUCUCUAUACAAAGUACCACACCGAUAAGUCCCUAGGCGGUAGCCCUAUUAAUGGCUCCUCGGUAUACCGGAUUGCUAGCGGCACAAAGAUGUUCACUGCUCUGGGGAUUCUCAAACAAGAAUCUCUCGGGAGAUUAAACCUUGACGAUGAAGUGACAAAGUAUGUCUCUUCGCUGGCGAACGGAUCUAGCGAGAUUUCAUGGAAGGGCAUAACGAUUCGAUCAUUGCUUGCACAUGCCGGUGGAUUGCCAGAUAACUUCGAUGACGAGGAUCUACUUCUCACCCUGGCCGAUCCAUCUGUCAUUGGAUUACCUUCAGUUACUGCGGCCCAGCUCAACAAUUUACCUAAAUGCGGAUUGUAUAGUAAUUGGACCAACCCAUGUACCGCUGCUGAUUUAAAUAACGACCUCCACCAAGUUAAUCUAGUGUUUACACCACAGAAAGAAACUUCAUACAGCAAUGUGGGCUACGAUAUUCUUGGGGAGAUACUGAGCAAUGUCACUGGUGUCAAAUACGAGGACUACAUAAGCACAUCUAUCUUGAAGCCUCUCGGUAUGAAAGAUAGUACAUUCAAGGUUCCCGACGAUUCUGUGGCCGCAAAUGCUGGACCAGGCUCCUACUGGGGCUACUACCUGGCUGUCGGUAUCCCUUCCGGUGGGAUGUAUAGUACCUCCUCUGACAUGAUGAAAUUCCUUCGAUGGACCCUCAAAAACCACGACAAAAUUACGCCUACGAUCAACUGGUUCCAACCCAGUGCCUGGAACUCUGGCUCACACUCACUCCUCGGAUAUCCCUGGGAAAUAUUCCGCAGCACGGAAAUUCUUCCCAAUACCAACCGCCCGGUGACUUUCUACACAAAAGGUGGGGGCUUGGAAGGAUAUUACAGCUAUAGCAUCAUCAUUCCGCAAUAUGACCUGGUCAUUUUCAUGUCCGUUGCCGGUGAGCUCGCUGGGUUGAGCAACCUUUACACAACAGUCCUCAAUCCACUCGUCAUUGCGGCGGAAUCUGAAGCCCAGGGCCAGCUGAACGACAACUAUGGGGGUGUCUACAUUUCAACUGAUAAGAAGUUGAACUCUUCAAUCACCUUCUCUCACAGCGAUGCCAGGGCCCUCCAUAUCACCUCCUGGGUCUCCAACUCGACAGAGGUUCUCGCGGCACUCGGUAGUUUUGUAUCGAAAAAAGCCGGUACCACCGGGGAUCUGUACUUUCAAUUGAUGCCAACCUUUCGCACCAAGCGAUCGUCCGAUGGUCGGAUUGGUGAUAUUUGGCGGUUUAUCAAUGUUAUUGAUGAUUACGAGCAUCCCACCAAUGCUACGACUGUCUGGAAUGAUUACUGCGUUGUCAAUAUUGACCCCCUAUCCUAUGGCAAAAUCCCCGUGAAUGAGCUCGUCUUUUGGAAGGCUACUGAUGACUCUAACUCGGUUGUGGAUGAGGUGACACUUUCCGCUUUCCGCGUAACGUUGCGCCGCAGCUGA
This is a messenger RNA of Penicillium waksmanii, 1701 nucleotides long. Its product is annotated as serine hydrolase domain-containing protein. The coding region runs from base 1 to 1701 and encodes 566 amino acids. The transcript has 4 exons. The record is from RefSeq and is a predicted model, not a curated record. Lineage: Eukaryota; Fungi; Ascomycota; Eurotiomycetes; Eurotiales; Aspergillaceae.